Messenger RNA from Chaetomium strumarium, 1430 nucleotides. Its product is annotated as RTA1 like protein-domain-containing protein. Gene Ontology annotation, cellular component: membrane. The transcript is spliced from 3 exons. NCBI's taxonomy places the organism in Eukaryota, Fungi, Ascomycota, Sordariomycetes, Sordariales, Chaetomiaceae. Bases 142 to 1236 code for a protein of 364 amino acids. The record is from RefSeq and is a predicted model, not a curated record.
GUUUCCAAAUAAUGUGACGGGUAUCUCUUGUGACCCAAGUGUUCUGGAUCUUCUGCUCCUCCUCGUCCGAACACUGUGGAGAACCGGAUCUGACUUCGAAUCUGACCCCCGGGUCGAAGACUCGAACUAGUAAUUAUCGCCAUGGCCGACGACAGCAGCAAAUACAAACAGUUCAAACUCUACCAUUACGAACCAAACCUUGGGGCCAAUAUCGUCUUCAUCGUUCUGUUCGCCGCGACCGGCAUUGGCCAUGUCGUGCUGCUGGUCCGCAAGAGGGUCUGGUACUUCAUCCCGUUUGUCAUCGGGUGCAUAUUCGAGGCGAUCGGAUAUGUCGGGAGGGCCAUUGCGGCGAAAGAAGCGCCCAACUACACGUUGACGGCCUACAUCCUGCAGACCAUCCUCAUCCUGCUCGGACCGGCCUUGUUCGCCGCCUCGAUCUACAUGAUCCUCGCCCGGCUGAUCAGAUUUCUCGGUGCCGAGGACUACGCGUUGGUUAGAACAAAUUGGAUGACCAAGAUUUUCGUCGCGGGCGAUGUCCUCUCCUUCCUCGGGCAGAGUGCCGGCGGCGGAAUCAUGGCAAAAGCCAAAACGCCCGACGACCAGGAGAUGGGUGAGAACGUCAUCCUCGGCGGGCUGGGCAUCCAGAUCAUCUUCUUCGGCUUCUUCGUCAUAACGACCAUCGUGUUCCACGUGCGCAUCGCCAAGAAGCCCACCCCGCGCUCGUACGCCGUCACGACGCCGUGGCGGCAGCACAUCCUCGCCCUCUACGUCACGAGCGUGCUGAUCCUGGUCCGCUCGAUCUUCCGCAUGGCCGAGUUCGCGCUCGGCAACGACGGCGUGCUGAUGCAGAGCGAGGCGUACCUGCUCGGUCUGGACGGCGCCCUGAUGUUCCUGGUGACCGCCGUGUUCCUGUGGAGUCACCCCAGCCGCGUGCUGGGCCCGGCGUACAAGGAGGCGCUUGCUAGUGCCAAUGAUAGUGUUGUUGAGAGCGGGCGGGACACGGCCGACAGUUUCCAGAUGAUGGUGGUAUCGGCGCCGUCGUCGUCCGUGCACCCUGACACGCUGCCCGAGGGGACCAAGUUACCGUCGGCGGCCGGGGCGUAUGAUGGUGGUGACCCGAGGAGCGGGAUGGGAUCCUCCAGGGGGGGAUAUACCACACCGGCCGGGUAUGAGAGGUCCCGGAAUGAUUGGUCGCCGAGGGCACACCGGUAUUCGUCUUCCUACCAAAGGGAAUAAGAGUAAGGUGGCAGUCAUAGGGAAUUCGGGAAACUAAGGGGUGGGAUAGACGGACUGGGAAAUGGCAUACAGAGGUGGGACAGGCUCUCUGAGCCACUGGUACUGGUUGCAGACACUGCGCUGACCAGGCGAGCGAGUAAACCAUAAUAGUUGGGUGUUUUAUGUUUCGGGAUUGUUCAUAGAAGAGGGCAAUG